AUCCGGAGCGGGCGGCGCUGCCACCCAGCCUGGCUCCGCGCGGGGCGGGGGGAGGCGGCUCCGGACCCGCCGCCAUGGACGAGGCCUACGACGUGAUCGUGCUGGGCACGGGGCUGAGCGAAUGCAUCCUGUCCGGGAUCAUGUCGGUGAACGGGAAGAAGGUUCUGCACAUGGACCGGAACCCCUACUAUGGGGGAGAGAGCUCCUCCAUCACCCCCCUGGAGGAGCUGUAUAAACGCUUCGGGCUCCCCGAGGGGCCCCCUGAGUCCAUGGGGCGCGGCCGGGACUGGAACGUCGACCUGAUCCCCAAAUUCCUCAUGGCCAACGGCCAACUGGUGAAGAUGCUGCUGUACACGGAGGUGACCCGGUACCUGGACUUCAAGGUGGUGGAAGGGAGCUUCGUCUACAGGGCGGGGCAGGUACACAAGGUGCCCUCCACCGAGACCGAGGCGCUGGCGUCCAAUCUCAUGGGCAUGUUCGAGAAGCGCCGGUUCCGGAAGUUCCUCGUCUUCGUGGCUAAUUUUGAUGAGAACGAGCCCCAGACGCUGGAGGGGGUCGACCCCCGCGGGACCCCCAUGCGGGACGUGUACGAGCGCUUUGACCUGGGGCAGGACGUGAUCGACUUCACGGGCCACGCGCUGGCGCUGUACCGCACCGACGAUUACCUGGACCAGCCCUGUCUAGAGACCAUUAACCGGAUCAAGCUGUACAGCGAGUCGCUGGCCCGCUAUGGGAAGAGCCCCUACCUCUACCCGCUCUACGGGCUGGGGGAGCUGCCCCAAGGGUUCGCCAGGUCAGCCGCGAUCUACGGGGGCACCUACAUGCUCAACAAGCCCGUGGACGAGAUCGUGAUGGAGAACGGCCGGGUCGUGGGGGUCCGAUCGGAGGGGGAGGUGGCGCGGUGCAAACAGCUGAUCUGUGACCCCAGCUACGUGCCAGAGCGAGUCCGCAGGGCCGGCCGCGUCGUCCGGGUCAUCUGCAUCCUGAGCCACCCCAUCCACGGCACCAGUGAGGCCGGUUCCUGCCAGGUCAUCCUGCAGAACCAGCUGGGCCGCAAGUCGGAUAUCUACGUCUGUCUGGUUUCCUGGGCCCACAACGUGGCCGCGCCCGGGAAGUUCAUCGCCAUUGUCAGCACUACGGUGGAGACGUCGGAGCCAGAGCGGGAGGUGGAGCCGGCGCUGCAGCUGCUGGAGCCCAUCGACCAGAAGUUUGUGGCCAUCAGUGACUUGUACGAGCCCAUGGACGAUGGCACGGAGAGCCAGAUUUUCUGCUCCCGGUCAUAUGAUGCCACUACCCACUUUGAGACGACCUGUGACGACAUCAAGGACAUUUACCGGCGCAUGGUCGGCGCCGCCUUUGACUUUGAGAGCAUGAAACGGCGCCAGAGCCACGUCUUCGGGGAGGACGAGCAGUGACACACACCCCCCCGCCAGGGCCAGCUGGGGCCCCCCCAGCACAGGGACCAGCCGUGACUUCUCCCCCAUCUGCACCAGGACCAGUCCCCCCUACCAGGGCCAGCUGUGACUCUUCCCCCCCACCCCCCCCAUCCUCUGGGACCAACCCCCCCUACACACACAUCGAUCCAGUACCUCCCUAAGUACCAGGAACAGCUGUGGCCCAUCACCCCCAAAUCCCCCCACCCCACAGCUGCUGCCCCAAGCAGGGACCAAGCCUGGCACUACCCCAACCCCCACCUUCCCCGGGGGCGUCUUCUCUCCACCCCCCGCCCCGGGGGCAGCUCUGUAGGGCACUUCUAAGGCCUGGGAGACUCCCCCCUCCCCCAGAUUGGGGGGGGUCACCCCGCUCCCCCAAAGCUGGUCCCGUUUCCCCUGCCCCCCGUCUCGUGUCCGCCCCCCGCCUUAGCCGUGUAGGGGGGCAGGUUCAUGUACGUCAUGGGGGGGGGUGUCAAUGCUCCCCCCCAGCACCUGCUGCUCGCUGUAAUUUAUUUUAAGUUAUUAAUACUGGACCAGGGCCAAGAGGGGGAAAAGAGCUGGGGGGACAUUGCAGCCCUGUUUCCGGGGGGGGUGCUCUGGGUGGGGUGUGCGCCCCUGGGCCCCAUGCUGUCAAUAUUUAACAACACACACACACACACACACACAGACACACACACACACACACACACCCCCCGCACGCUCAAUGUGUCCAGGCAAUAAAGUUACUUUAGUCAA
This is a messenger RNA of Malaclemys terrapin pileata, 2168 nucleotides long. RefSeq names its product GDP dissociation inhibitor 1 (gene GDI1). The record is from RefSeq and is a predicted model, not a curated record. NCBI's taxonomy places the organism in Eukaryota, Metazoa, Chordata, Testudines, Emydidae. Gene Ontology annotation, cellular component: cytoplasm. Gene Ontology annotation, biological process: small GTPase-mediated signal transduction; protein transport; vesicle-mediated transport. Gene Ontology annotation, molecular function: Rab GDP-dissociation inhibitor activity.